This is a messenger RNA of Marchantia polymorpha subsp. ruderalis, 1694 nucleotides long. NCBI's taxonomy places the organism in Eukaryota, Viridiplantae, Streptophyta, Marchantiopsida, Marchantiales, Marchantiaceae. The record is from the annotation of a GenBank genome assembly.
ACACUUUCCGGGUCCGCGACCCUUGGAACCGAGAUCCGGUGGAAUGGUUUCUUCACGAUAGCGAGCUUGGACUGAGAGCGCGAGUGUCUGCAGGUGCAAGAGUUCGAAGGAGUUUGCAUUUUCAAUAGUUCGUAGCAGGAGCCAUGGUAUCUAGAAAGCUGCAGCUGCUGGGCCUCUGCCUUCUGGCUUUGGUCGCGUUAACGUCAGCGACAGGAGUCAAGGCCCUCCCGAAGAGGGUCUACAAGAAGGUGUACAAGCCCGCACCACCCAAGUGCUCCCCCGUGCACGGCUUCGAAGCUUGCUCUGCUUUCGUCACCAAGAGUUACUACCCGAAAUGGGCUCCCAUGCCCAAGUACUUCUCACCGUGCUGUAAGUACGUGAGAAAGGAAUCUCUGGACUGCCUCUGCAAAGCCGCCAGCUCCAAGUUCAAGUUCAAGGUCGAUAUCAACAAGGCUCUCGGAUUAGCCAAAAAAUGUGGCAAAUAUUAUCCCAAGGGCACAGUCUUGAAAUGCAAGAAACCCGUCAAGACACCUCCGUACUACUACAAAUCUCCACCACCUCCGGCUUAUCACUACAAGUCGCCUCCUCCUCCAGCUUACUACUACAAGUCGCCACCUCCUCCUGCUUACGUUUACAAAUCUCCUCCACCUCCAGCUUACCACUACAAGUCGCCACCACCUCCUGCCUACUACUACAAGUCUCCUCCACCUCCAGCCUAUGUCUACAAGUCUCCCCCUCCCCCAGCUUACUACUACAAGUCUCCUCCCCCUCCUGCCUACGUCUACAAGUCACCUCCUCCACCAGCUUACUACUACAAAUCGCCUCCUCCCCCUGCCAAGUCCCCACCUCCUCCUUACUACUACAGCUCUCCCCCACCCCCAGUGAAGUCACCCCCUCCUCCAUACUACUACAGCUCUCCUCCACCUCCAGUGAAGUCUCCCCCUCCUCCUUACUACUACAGCUCUCCCCCACCCCCAGUGAAAUCUCCCCCUCCACCAUACUACUACAGCUCCCCUCCACCUCCAGAGAAGUCACCUCCUCCUCCUUACGUCUAUGCUUCUCCCCCACCGCCAGAGAAGUCCCCCCCUCCUCCAUACGUCUACUCUUCUCCUCCACCCCCAGAGUCGUCACCUCCUCCCCCUUACGUCUAUUCUUCUCCUCCACCCCCAGAGUCGUCUCCUCCCCCUUACGUCUAUUCUUCUCCUCCUCCCCCAGAGGUGACUCCCCCACCUCCAGAUUUCGUUGCCCUUUCUCCUUUCCUGUAGGAGCCUCCGCCACCUCCAGACAGCAUUUCUCUCCAACCUCCAGACAUCACUCAUUCGGUGCCGCAAUCCCAAAGGGACUGGGGCACUGGCAGUAGGCCGCUGUUAACCACCGUUGACAUAGCCCAGGUCCACGACAGCGCGCAUCCAAUGGGAAGAGAUACAAUGCAGUGCUCGAGUGCUCGAUAUGGACGUGGGUGAAUCUGGAGAUCGCUGCUGGAGCUAGUUCUCGUUUACAUUGGUCCGAAGAUCUGCGGCAGGCCUGAUAGUUGGUUUGCCCGUUCCAGGCAGCUUGUAUUUGGAUUAUUUAGCACCUUUUAAGAUUACUUGGCCAGAAAUGUCUGUCCUGAACCAUCAAAUGUAUGGAAUUCUUCAUUUUUGAAAUCAAUCUCGACAUUUAAUCGAAGCACAAAGUGUAAUUGCCUUUUGUGG